Messenger RNA from Otolemur garnettii (small-eared galago), 2461 nucleotides. RefSeq names its product DENN domain containing 1C (gene DENND1C). Lineage: Eukaryota; Metazoa; Chordata; Mammalia; Primates; Galagidae. The transcript has 23 exons. Gene Ontology annotation, biological process: endocytosis; endocytic recycling. The coding region runs from base 121 to 2403 and encodes 760 amino acids. Gene Ontology annotation, cellular component: intracellular membrane-bounded organelle; cytosol. The record is from RefSeq and is a predicted model, not a curated record. Gene Ontology annotation, molecular function: guanyl-nucleotide exchange factor activity; phosphatidylinositol phosphate binding.
GUUAAACUUCCUCUCUCAGCCACACAGGAAGCUGAGCCGGCUCUGGGCCCAGCCCCAAACUAGCACAGGCCCCCAGGACCCCUGGAGAAAGGGCCAAGCCAGGCCAACCCUGCAUGGACCAUGGAACCCAGAGCUGAAGGGGGUCCCCCGACCAUGUUUGAUUGGUUCUUCGAAGUGGCCUGCCCUGCCUCCCUGCAAGAGGAUCCCCCCAUCCUGCGGCAAUUCCCUCCAGACUUCAGGGACCAGGAAACUAUGCAGAUGGUACCCAAAUUCUGCUUCCCUUUUGAUGUGGAAAGGGAGCUCCCCAGCCCUGCUGUCCAGCACUUCACCUUUGCUCUCACGAACCUGGCAGGCAACCGCAGAUUUGGUUUCUGCCGCCUGCGUGCUGGUGCCCACAGCUGUCUCUGUAUCCUCAGCCACCUGCCUUGGUUUGAGGUGUUCUACAAGCUACUGAAUAUAGUGGGAGACCUCCUAGCCCAAGACCAGGUCUCUGAGGCUGAGGAACUUCUUCUACAUCUGCUGCAGCAGCGCCCACCCUGGUCCCAGGCGUCAGUGGAUCUGGGGCUGGGCAGCGGAGUGAUGAUCUCCAGCUCUCACGGAGUCCCACCCCCUGAUCCUGGGAAUAGCAGGCUGCUUUCCUGCUUCGUGGCCCCCGAUUCCGAACGCUUGCCAUCCAUCCCUGAGAAUAGGAAUCUAACGGAGCUGGUGGUGGCUGUGACAGACGAGAACAUCGUGGGGCUGUUCGCGGCGCUCCUGGCAGAGAGAAGAAUCUUGCUCACCUCCAGCAAGCUCAGCACCCUGACCUCGUGCGUCCACGCGUCCUGCGCCCUCCUGCACCCCAUGCGCUGGGAGCACGUGCUGAUCCCCACGCUGCCCCCACACCUGCUGGACUACUGCUGCGCGCCCAUGCCUUACCUCAUUGGAGUGCACGCAAGUCUCGCCGAGAGAGUCCGAGAAAAAGCCCUGGAGGACGUCGUUAUGAUGAACGUGGACUCCAAUACCUUGGAGACGCCUUUCGACGACGUGCAGGCGCUGCCCCCAGAUGUGGUGUCCCUGCUGAAACUUCGGCUUAGGAAGGUCGCCCUGGCCCCCGGGGAAGGGGUAUCCCGUCUCUUCCUCAAAGCUCAGGCUCUGCUCUUCGGAGGGUACAGAGACGCGCUCGUCUACGUCCCGGGCCAACCAGUGACCUUCAGUGAAGAGGCCUUCUUGGCCCAGAAGCCUGGGGCACGCCUGCAGGCCUUCCAUCAAAGGGCUGUGCACCUGCAGCUGUUCAAGCAGUUCAUCGAAGGCCGACUGGAGAAGCUGAACACAGGGGAGGGCUUCUCAGAUCAAUUUGAGCAGGAGAUCACUUGCUGUGGGGCAUCUUCAGGCACCAUUCGCUCCUAUCAGCUCUGGGCAGACAACAUAAAGAAAGGUGGUGGUGCCCUCCUGCAUUCAGUCAAGGCCAAGACCCAACCAGCCGUCAGGAACAUAUGCCGUUCGGCCAAGAAUGGCUUGAAGGGUGUGCAGAACCUGAUGAUGUCCAAGGAUGAGGACUCUAGCCUCCAGAGGGGGGGCUCCCUGAGGCUCCUCACCAGCCACUCAGAUCGCUUGCAGCAGCGUCGACCCAUCAUUCAGCACUUUGGACACAACCGGCCCCUUCGCCCCAGCAGGAGAUUCCAACUGGAAGGACCUUCUGAGCCCCCAGGGGAGGGUCCUGAAGGUGACCAGGGCCUGUGGGCAGCGGAAGCUCUGGACAGCAGCUUCUUGAGUUCUGGAGAAGAACUGGAUUUGUUGAGCGAGAUUUUAGACAGUUUAAGUAUAGAAGCCAAGAACACAGGAAGCCUGAGACCAAGCCAGAGUCUAGACUGCUGUCACAGAGGGGACCUGGAUAGCUGCCUCAGCCUGCCCUCAACCCUGCCUGUGGACUUGCUGUCCCUACAACAUGCCACUGGCGCCUCAAAGAACCCCAAUCCCCAGCAGCCCUCAGAGGCCAACCAAGAAGUCAUCUCCUCGUCCCCAUCUUCGGCAGCCUCUGCAGAGCCCGCCCAUCUCAUGGAACCUCUAACCCUUCAUCUCUCCUCUCCUCACAAGACAGCUGAAGAUUCUAGAGCCCAGGAGAGCUGCUGCUCCUGGCUCCCCACAGCUCCCACCCAGCCCAACCCUCUAGAAAGCCCCCAAAUUCUGGCCCCCACAAAGCCCAACUUUGACAUUGGCUGGAAGCCCCAGCCCUUGGACCCCAGUUCUCCCAAGAACCCCAGAGCCCAGCCUUCCAGAUUCCUGCUAGCAGAGCCUGCUCACCUUCAACAACUCGAGGAGCAGGGAGCCCCCAACCAUCCUGCUCCACCAACGAGCAACUGGCAAGAACCCCAGGCCAGAAGCCGGCCCAGAGUCGCAGAUCUUAAGAAGUGCUUUGAGGGUUAAAGAUCAGGGGUCCAGAGAAGACCCCCGUCCCUCAAUAAAGCCACAAAAGCCCAAAGCA